This is a messenger RNA of Erinaceus europaeus (western European hedgehog), 5494 nucleotides long. It is a transcript of the gene PPP1R12A, whose product is annotated as protein phosphatase 1 regulatory subunit 12A. Gene Ontology annotation, molecular function: protein kinase binding; enzyme inhibitor activity; phosphatase regulator activity. Gene Ontology annotation, biological process: signal transduction. Bases 178 to 3192 code for a protein of 1004 amino acids. Lineage: Eukaryota; Metazoa; Chordata; Mammalia; Eulipotyphla; Erinaceidae. The record is from RefSeq and is a predicted model, not a curated record. The transcript has 26 exons. Gene Ontology annotation, cellular component: A band; cytoplasm; Z disc.
UCCGCGCGCGCGUGUGAGAGAGAGAGAGAGAGAGAGAGAGAGAGAAGGCCGCUUGUCCGCGCGCGCCGCCCCAGUGCGCUGUGGGAUACUGGAAGUCUAGAGCGUGUCCUCCGGCCGGCCGGCGCUGCCCCCGCCGCCGCCCCCCUCGCGAUAAGAGAGCCGGCGGCAGGAGAGGGGAUGAAGAUGGCGGACGCGAAGCAGAAGCGGAACGAGCAGCUCAAGCGCUGGAUCGGCUCCGAGACGGACCUGGAGCCGCCGGUGGUGAAGCGCCAGAAGACCAAGGUGAAGUUCGACGAUGGCGCCGUCUUCCUGGCCGCCUGCUCCAGCGGCGACACGGACGAGGUGCUCCGCCUGCUGCACCGCGGCGCCGACAUCAACUACGCCAAUGUGGACGGGCUCACCGCCCUGCACCAGGCUUGCAUUGAUGACAAUGUGGAAAUGGUGAAGUUUCUGGUGGAAAAUGGAGCAAAUAUUAAUCAACCUGAUAACGAAGGCUGGAUACCACUGCAUGCAGCUGCUUCUUGUGGAUAUCUUGAUAUUGCAGAGUUUUUAAUCGGCCAAGGAGCACAUGUAGGCGCUGUCAACAGUGAAGGGGACACUCCUUUAGAUAUUGCUGAGGAGGAGGCGAUGGAAGAACUACUGCAAAAUGAAGUGAACCGACAAGGAGUUGACAUAGAAGCAGCUCGAAAGGAAGAAGAGCGGAUCAUGCUGAGAGACGCCAGGCAGUGGCUGAACAGCGGUCACAUCAGUGACGUCCGGCACGCCAAGUCCGGAGGCACAGCGCUCCACGUGGCUGCUGCUAAAGGCUACACAGAAGUUUUAAAACUUUUAAUACAGGCAGGCUAUGAUGUUAACGUCAAGGACUAUGAUGGCUGGACUCCUCUUCACGCCGCGGCUCACUGGGGUAAAGAAGAAGCUUGUCGCAUCUUAGUGGACAAUCUGUGUGACAUGGAGAUGGUCAACAAAGUGGGCCAAACAGCCUUUGACGUAGCAGAUGAAGACAUUUUAGGCUAUUUAGAAGAGUUGCAAAAGAAGCAGAAUCUGCUGCAUAGUGAAAAACGGGAGAAGAAAUCUCCUCUAAUUGAGUCAACAGCCAAUAUAGACAAUAAUCAGUCACAGAAGACCUUUAAAAACAAAGAGACACUGAUUAUUGAGACAGAGAAAAAUGCAUCCCGUAUUGACUCUCUAGAACAAGAAAAGGUUGAUGAUGAGGAAGAAGGAAAGAAAGAUGAGUCUAGCUGCUCUAGCGAAGAAGACGAAGAAGAUGACUCCGAGUCAGAAGCGGAAACAGAUAAGACAAGACCCGUGGCUUCUGUAACUAAUGUCAGUACUGCAAGUACACCAGCAGCUCCUGUAGCUGUGACACCUACUGUCUCGUCUGGCCAGGCAACUCCCACGUCACCUGUUAAAAAGUUUCCGACCUCCACUACUAAAAUUUCUCCCAAAGAAGAAGAGAGGAAAGAUGAGUCUCCUGCAUCAUGGAGGUUAGGACUCAGAAAGACUGGCAGUUACGGCGCACUGGCCGAAAUCACAGCAUCUAAAGAGGCACAGAAAGAAAAAGACAUGACAGGUGUCAUGCGUUCUGCAUCAAGCCCCAGGCUUUCCUCCUCUUUGGAUAACAAAGAAAAGGAAAAAGAUAGCAAAGGAACUCGCCUCGCCUAUGUCGCCCCUACAAUACCAAGACGGCUGGCCAGCACGUCUGACAUUGAAGAAAAAGAAAACAGAGACUCUUUAAGUUUGCGAACAAGUAGUUCUUACACAAGAAGGAAAUGGGAAGAUGACCUCAAAAAGAAUAGUUCAGUCAAUGAAGGCUCAACUUACCACAGAAGUUACUCCUUUGGUAGAAGACAAGAUGAUUUGAUUAGUUCUAGUGUUCCAAGCACCACAUCAACACCAACAGUUACCUCUGCAGCUGGGCUUCAGAAAAGCCUGCUCCCCAGCUCAAGCACUCCUACAAAGAUUGCAGCGGGCUCUUCCUCAGCAGGCACACAAAGCAGUACCUCAAAUCGUUUGUGGGCUGAGGAUAGUACUGAGAAGGAAAAGGACAGUGUCCCCACGGCAGUGACCAUUCCCGUUGCUCCAACUGUUGUAAACGCUGCGGCCUCUACCACAACCCUGACUACUACUACUGCCGGCACUGUCUCCUCUACGUCAGAGGUCAGGGAGAGACGCAGAUCAUACCUCACUCCUGUUAGAGAUGAAGAGUCUGAAUCCCAAAGAAAAGCAAGAUCCAGGCAAGCAAGACAGUCGAGAAGAUCGACACAGGGAGUGACAUUAACUGAUCUUCAGGAAGCGGAAAAAACAAUAGGACGAAGUCGUUCUAUCAGAACCAGAGAACCAGAAAAUGAAGAAAAAGAAAAAGAGGAAAAAGAAAAGCAGGAUAAAGAGAAGCAGGAAGAAAAGAAGGAGUCAGAAUUAUCUAGAGAAGAUGAAUUAAAACAGAAAUACUCCAGAACGUAUGAUGAGACCUGCCAGCGUUACAGGCCAGUGUCGACUUCCAGUGUGACCACUCCAUCCUCUUCGCUUUCCACCAUGAGCAGCUCUCUCUACACAUCGAGUCAGCUAAGCAGACCAAACAGUCUCAUAGGGAUAACUUCUGGCUACUCCAGAGGCUUAACAAAAGAAAAUGAACGAGAGGGGGAGAAGAAAGAAGAGGAAAAAGAAGGAGAAGACAAAUCCCAGUCAAAAUCAGUCAGAGAACGACGGAGGCCAAGAGAGAAAAGAAGAUCUACAGGAGUUUCAUUCUGGACACAAGAUAGUGAUGAAAAUGAACAAGAACAGCAGUCAGAUACAGAAGAAGGAUCCAAUAAGAAAGAAACUCAGACGGAUUCCAUUUCUAGAUAUGAAACCAGUUCCACUUCGACUGGUGAGCGGUCUGAUUCCUCGCUGGGCCGCUCAGGAUCAUACAGUUACUUAGAGGAGAGAAAGCCUUACAGCAGCAGACUAGAGAAGGACGUGUCGACUGACUUUAAAAAGCUUUAUGAAAAAAUCCUAGCUGAAAAUGAAAAGCUAAAAGUUCAGCUGCAUGACACAAACAUGGAACUGACAGAUCUUAAAUUGCAGUUGGAAAAAGCCACCCAGAGACAAGAAAGGUUUGCUGAUAGGUCACUAUUGGAAAUGGAAAAAAGGGUGACCAGCAGGAGUCAGUACCUUCUGGGCGGAACGAAGAGCACUAGAAAGAAGAAUAUCUGAAAUGGAAGAAGAGCUCAAAAUGUUGCCAGACCUAAAAGCAGACAACCAGAGGCUAAAGGAUGAAAAUGGGGCCUUGAUCAGAGUUAUAAGCAAACUUUCCAAAUGAAAAAAAGAAAAGAAAGAAGAGAGAAAGAGAAAAAAAAAAAAAAAAAAAAAAAGCAGCAAGUAAUGGAAUUGCACCUGUCAGUAGCCCAGUGGACCAUAAUGGGCAGUCAGUGGAAGUCUGGGAAGAAUCCUUGCAGACUGUCAUUUCCCGAUAUCCUGCCAAAUGCCCUCUUAUCUAGGACUUGUUUCAUUAAUUUUUUUUCUUGUAUCAAGACCAUUGUUUGAUGUUAUUACAGCUGCUGAGAAGAUUUUUUUUUUUUUUCUAAAAGACUGAGAAAACUUGUUUACAGACCCAGCAUAUAAGGAAAGUGUUCAAGGCCAGCUAUGCCUCCGAUAUUGAACCAGUAAGCCUUAGUUGUACAUAAGUACUUUGUGUCAACAAACAAACAACCUUCAGCUCCCACAGAAGACAGUUAUCCAGCAUUUUUUGAUGUGCCACAGUUUCCAGUUGUUUUUUUUUUAUAUUUAAUAUAUAUAUAUAUUUUUUUUUUUGCUUUACAUUUAAGUUUGAGUUUGUUUUGUUUUUAUUUUUUCUUCUAACUCUUCAUGUGGCAGAUUUGUCUGUUUUCACAGCUUUCUCCUACAGGGGAAAAAAAAAGGCGCAAAAAAAAAAAAACCACUUAACUCUUCUGAGAUCAUUGCUAAUGCUAUGUUGUCUCCCACUGGGACCUAAGUGGCCUGGUGGAACAUUGGCUUUCACUGUUUGUGCAAUAUGCAUUUAUUUCCUAUAUAAAUGCUUUAACGUCCAAGGAGAUUAGUUUCUUUUAAGCCCUGUUUCCUGCCUUCAUUGGUCACUUUUGUUUUCAUUUUGUUCUUUUCUUACUGUAGCAUAAUAAGACGUUAGGGUCUGUAACCUUCACAUUCAUUUUAGCAGGUACUGAGUGACGUUGUAUAUAUAGAUACUUGUUUUGAUUUUUUUUUUUUUUUAGAACAUCACAUGGCAUGCUUGACUGUGUUUUUAUUUCAAAUGUCUGUUAUUGCAAAGUAGGCGACUCCAUAAUAGUGUUAAAAAACAAAAUUUGCAAACAAAUGUGCGAAGAGACUUUAACGGUAACACAUUGUGUGGGGAGCUGUCUUUACAAAAGUUUUCUACUGUAAAGUGCUUUUACUUUUAUUUUCAGUUUUUGUUUGAUAGUUUUCAACCAUAAUGAAAGUGGCAUAGAUAAUUGCUUCACAUUUCACAUCCCUGUAUUUAUCUGAGUGCUGUCUAGAACUGUUGUGUUAGCCAAAGUAAUGCUAUGAAAUCAUUUGCAGACUUUACCUGAGUUAUGUUAAAUGCACUGUUACUGCCAUGUGAAGAGGCAUUGACUUUGAUACCACCACCAUCAUGUUCAGACCAUUUUGUACAUUUCAGUGGCCUUUUUAAAAGAAAAAAGAAAAACCCAGUACACGUAGUGAAGAUGGCUUUGAUUUGGACAAACAGCCUUUAUAUUUUCAUUAAACCAUGUGAGGAAAAAAAGAAUUACAUCUUUCUGGCACAUAACUGUCUCAACCACUGAACAGUUUAGCCAUUUGAAUAAAGUGUACAUUGUAAAGCUUAUAGUAGCUAACUGUAUUAUUGACUGUAUUGUAUAUUAUAUUAAAUGUGAAUUUGUACCCCUUCGUUUUAAAAGGUCAUUGUGUUCUACUGCCUAUUUUCAGUUACUUUGAGUUUGGAAAAAGGGUUUUUUGGUAAGCGGGACUGUUAAGUCCUCUCUUUUGAUUGGUUUUAUGAAGAUGUAAGGUUUAUGCUCUUAUACUACCAAGCUCAGGAUUCAUGCUUUUUUAAAGGUACAAGGAUAGUUGUGGGAACUUUGAUUUUUUUUUUGGGGGGGGGGGUUAUAUUCGAACUGUAUGAAUGGUGGAUCUGAAUAUGGAGAAUCUCCGUGGUGUUGGAUGGACAUGAGUCUACAGAUGACUGAUGAGGUUGAGUGACUGAGACCUGUCCCGGGUGCACAACAGUUAGGCACGCAAAGGGUUCUGCUUGUGAAGUUUGGAUGCCUGUGAAGAAUGAUGAUUAGAUACAUGUUUCUAAUAUUUUAGUGUUUUGUACUUAGGUUAUUUAUUCUUUGUAUCUAAAACUGAACAGCUACUGUGCUCUAUUGAUUUUAUUGGUCGUACUGAGCAGACCUUGUUUCUGCAUGAAACCCGUCGCAAAACCCACUAUUUUGGAAAUAAAAAUGUAUUUUGACAUAUACAAAUAAAAUAAAUAAAACUA